AUGCAUAAUGUUUUGGCAUUCAGAUUCAACUACACAUCAAACAAACUCGAAUGUUUGGGACAAAGCCCAAAUAAUCGCAAAUACUUCAAUUACAACAACGCGACAAUCUCUCUAACACGGAAAGAAACACAAAAACACAACACAAUAUCAUCUUCUUUAGUAACCCCUCGUAACGACCAAUAUCUCAAGACCCUAUUGGAUUCUUCGCGUCCUUUCCUCCGAGGAGAGUUUGAGGCCAUCGACGAGAAACUUCCAUCAUUUGUGUCAGUUGGCGCCGGAGAAUGCUGGCACAAACAUGGAAAUUUCCUGGGACACCUUAUGGGUGUCUACCGAAUUCUAAAAAUAUGGGGUGUGCAAAAUGCAGUUUGCCUAUGCGGUCUUUUCCACUCCGCAUAUUCCAACUCUUACACUAACCUCGCGAUAUUCGAUCCCACUACUGGCCGCGACGUGGUUCGCGGCCACGUGGGACCUGAAGCCGAACGCCUCAUACACCUAUUCUGCAUUGUUCCUCGACAAAUCUUAAUCCACGACGACCUCUUGUUCAAAUACGUGGAUUCUGAACUUGUCGAGCACCUGAAACUGUCGGAAAUUUCGGUGAGCAAUGCAAAGGAGAAGCGGUUGUUCGAUGACGAUGAACCGUGGAGGAAAAAGAUCCAGUCGCUUGUGCCAUCAGAUGGGGUCAUACUCAAGCAUAUCAAAACAGGGGAAGACGUUCGAAUCUCACGAAGGCUCGUGGCGAUUUUUCUAUUGAUCACCAUGGCGGAUUUCAGCGAUCAAUUCUACGGAUUUCAGGAUAUUUUGUUUGGAAACACAAAUGGAAGAAUGGAAUUUUCAGGAAACGACUGGGAUGCCGGAAUAUGGCCAGGAAAUGGGAAACCAGGGCUAUGGAUGAAUUCGGUAUCCCGAAUGGGAGCAAUCUAUAGUCUUCUGGUAAGAGAAGAAGAGAUUUUCAUCCAACAGAGGAUGUGCAAUUCAAAUCAAUCUGAAACAGAAUCAAUAAAAGACAGAGAUGAAGAACUGAAGCUGGUAAUCCCUCCUGUCUUCAAUUACUGCACUAGAGUAUUAGAUUCAGAGGAGCAAAUAGCUGGUAGGGAAUUAUACUGGGAAGCAGUCUGCAAUGGUGGAAAUGAGAAGAAGGAGAAGGUUGAAAAGCUGCUGCUUGAUUCUAUAUUGAAGAAUCCAUUCGCGGGAGAACCUCAUGUGGUUCUAGGUCAAGUGUAUGCAGGACAGGGGAGAUUCGAGGAAGCAGAGAUGGAGGCCGAGAAAGGAGUAAGGUUGAUGUUGGAAUGGGGAAGCCCGUGGGAUAAGAGGGUGACUUGGGAAGGUUGGAUUGCUUGGGCUAGAGUUGUUCUCAUGAAGUCUAAAGACAAGUCUUGGCCAAACACUUCUUGGGGUAUCCUUAAUCUUGGUCUUGUCAAGUGAGUUGUUCAAUAUCAUGUCUUUCUUUUUCUUCUUCUUCAAGUUCUGUUUUCAAAUAAAACCAUCAUCAUCAUCUAGAGUUUCACUAAUCCAUAGUUGUAAUGAUCUUGAUAUAUUUGGUUAAGUAAUAAAUUUGUGUAGAUUGUGACUUGUA
This is a messenger RNA of Impatiens glandulifera, 1573 nucleotides long. RefSeq lists its product as uncharacterized. The transcript is spliced from 2 exons. The record is from RefSeq and is a predicted model, not a curated record. NCBI's taxonomy places the organism in Eukaryota, Viridiplantae, Streptophyta, Magnoliopsida, Ericales, Balsaminaceae. The coding region runs from base 1 to 1422 and encodes 473 amino acids.